AUGGCUACCAACGAUUUCAAAAGUUUACCAGUUACUGUGGAGAAACCUAUACCGGUUGUAUAUGACCUAGGUAACCUAUCUGUCUUUGAUUCUAAUGUUCUAGAUAGAAAUAACUUUGACUCUUCAAAUGCCAAACGUGAGGAGCAUCUAAAAAACCUUACUCGUGAUAAUACACAACUAUUAAUUAAUCAACUAUUGUCCUUACCAAUCAAAAGUACGACUGAUUCAACUGGUGGUACAAGUGGUCAAAGUUCCACCAUGUCUCUAUUGAGAUUACCAGAACCAAUGACUGAAUUGCCAAGAGAAAAACCAUUACCUAAACCAAAAGCUCCAACCAAAUGGGAGAAGUUUGCUGCCAAGAAAGGUAUUAAGGCCAAGGAAAAGAGUGGUAAGAUGGUCUUUGAUCAAGCCAGUGGUGAAUGGGUUCCAAAAUGGGGUUAUAAAGGUUCUAACAAGAAGCUUGAUAAUCAAUGGUUAGUCGAGGUGGAUGAAAAGGUUGAGAAUACAGACAAAGAACUGAUUGACCCAAGAAGUCUAAAUAGACAAGAAAGAUUGAAAUUGAUCAAGAAAAAUGAGAGACAACAAAAGAAGAACUCCAGAACCGCUUGA
Maudiozyma barnettii is the source of this 609-nucleotide messenger RNA. It is a transcript of the gene RRS1, whose product is annotated as Rrs1p. Bases 1 to 609 code for a protein of 202 amino acids. The record is from RefSeq and is a predicted model, not a curated record. Gene Ontology annotation, biological process: endonucleolytic cleavage in ITS1 to separate SSU-rRNA from 5.8S rRNA and LSU-rRNA from tricistronic rRNA transcript (SSU-rRNA, 5.8S rRNA, LSU-rRNA); ribosomal large subunit export from nucleus; ribosome biogenesis. Lineage: Eukaryota; Fungi; Ascomycota; Saccharomycetes; Saccharomycetales; Saccharomycetaceae. Gene Ontology annotation, cellular component: nucleolus; preribosome, large subunit precursor; nucleus. The transcript has a single exon. Gene Ontology annotation, molecular function: protein binding.